This is a messenger RNA of Protomyces lactucae-debilis, 1501 nucleotides long. RefSeq names its product ClpP/crotonase-like domain-containing protein. The coding region runs from base 331 to 1161 and encodes 276 amino acids. Gene Ontology annotation, molecular function: delta(3,5)-delta(2,4)-dienoyl-CoA isomerase activity. The record is from RefSeq and is a predicted model, not a curated record. Lineage: Eukaryota; Fungi; Ascomycota; Taphrinomycetes; Taphrinales; Protomycetaceae. The transcript has a single exon. Gene Ontology annotation, cellular component: mitochondrion.
GGAGUAACCACUGUCCCAAGGAGACAAGUUGCACAAUUCAAAGGAAUGGUAAAAUAUGGACUUUUACAAUAUCUUCAAAAGAAGCAGUCACAUAUUCUUCCUAUUCAUCAAUGAAUGUUCUCAAACAAGGCGAAGCACAUUCUGUUGAUGGUCUAGCUUGUAGGCCCUGCUCCAGGAGAAUCUCGCGGAAGGCGUCAAAUGAUUUCGCCAAAGCUGUCUAUUCGAUGAAUUCGAUCUCGGGGCUCCGCAGUCUCCGAGCUGGACCCCACUUCAACUGACCAAGUAUCUCUACUACUACUUCUACUAACACUUCUAUCAAGACUGCUCAAGAUGAAGGCAGAAUACACCCAGCCAAACUUCAAAGUCUCCUUCCCAAGCGAAUAUGUCCUGCACGUCCAAAUCGACCGUCCAAAGAAACUCAACGCCUUCAACGACGCACUCUGGUACUCCCUCCGCGCCAUCUUUGACGCAGCAGCCUAUGACGAAGAUGUCCGCUGCAUUGUCCUCAGUGGGAAUGGCAGAGCAUUCACAGCUGGCCUCGAUAUCGAGCAAGCGAGCAUUGUUCAAAAAGAAGACUUGCCAGACGCUGCACGCCAAGCAUUCAAGAUGCGUCCACACAUUCUCGAUUUCCAAGAUGCCAUUACGAGUAUUCAACGUUGUUUGAAACCUGUGAUUGCUGCUGCACAUGGCAUCUGUUAUGGUCUUGCUAUUGACAUCUUGUCUGCGUGUGAUAUCCGGUAUGCGAGCAAUUGUGCACGUUUAUCCAUUCGUGAAGUCUCCAUCGGUCUUGCUGCGGAUAUUGGCUCGUUGCAGCGAUUGCCGUAUGUCGUUGGUAAUAGCUCUUGGUUGCGCGAUAUGGCCUUGUCGGCGGAUGAAUUUUCAGCGGAUGAAGCACUCAAGCAAGGCUUGCUCUCGCGUGUGUUUCAGGGUCAACAAGCAACCAUUGAUGGUGCGCUGCAACGGGCUAUGCUGAUUGCUGAAAAGUCGCCUGUUGCUGUGCAAGGCACCAAGUACCUGCUUGACUACUCGCGCGAGCAUACUGUUGCAGAAGGUCUCGAGAUGUCUGCUGUCUGGAAUGCCAACAUGCUACAGACCAAAGACAUGAAGGACGCCAUCACGGCCGUCUUGCAAAAGAAGAAGCCAAAGUUUCACAAGUUGUAGAGUCAAUUAGCUGCCUAUAAGCGCUUUCAAAUGAGCUUCUUGCGCUGGAAGAAGGAACGCAGAUACCAAACUUGCCAGACACCACUCGCCAGCAGAGUCACCAUACCAAGCACAGCGAAUCCCUUGACGCGCUCAUUUGUUGAUUCAUUCGUGUCCCGCAACUUUGCCUCUCGUUGCUUCAAGUACUCCAUCUCACCCACGAUAUGCGAGAGUGUCUCCUCUGCCCUUCGCAAAUCUCCCUCCAAGGGCUGUAGCUUUUCUGCUUUUUGAAUGGCAGCCCAGUCCAUGGCAUCAGCACCAAUAUCCACAUCCAACUCCACAUGCCUCACUGCACCCUGUU